This is a messenger RNA of Phyllotreta striolata, 6292 nucleotides long. The record is from the annotation of a GenBank genome assembly. NCBI's taxonomy places the organism in Eukaryota, Metazoa, Arthropoda, Insecta, Coleoptera, Chrysomelidae.
AGCCGCCAUUGUGUAAAUAUCGAAUGCGAGUUGAGUUGAUGAGUCGCUUUUGUCGCGCCUAAUUUACAGAAUUUUCCGAAUUUCCCAGUUUGAGCUAGUGAAUUAACUUCAGCAUGUUCUUUAACAGUUAAAUUUAUCGACUGUUGGCUUAAAAGGGAGAAUAACUGUCUAAAAAACUGCCCUAAUGUUGCGGAUGAGAAGGUAACCUCUUCUGUUACUCGGAGAAAUCUCUGUGUAAAACGAUGAGUAAACGAAGAAGGCCUUGUUCGUUGCCUGUUUAUGCAGAGGAAGACUCACUUGAUGGUGAUGAGGCCUCUACCAGCGGUGGACCACCGGCCAAUAAACGAAGGAAACUCUUUGACCCAAUCGAAAUAUGCCAGCAACUCGUCGAACUUCUGCGUAACCGUAAAAAACCCGAUGGUACAUUAUUAAGCGAAUCUUUCAUUCGAAUACCGAAACGUAGACAGGAACCAGCCUACUACGAUGUCGUCUCGAAUCCCAUUGAUCUCAUUAAGGUGCAGCAGAAGCUCAAGAUGGACGAGUACGAAGACGUCGAGGACCUCCAAGCCGACGUCGAGCUGAUGGUGGAUAACGCAAAGGCCUUUUACAAGAGGAACACCCAGGAAUACAAGGAUGCCGUAGAGUUGUUGGAGUUGUUUUAUUCGAAUAAAAAUAGGCUCCUGCAGGAACCCGCAACGAAGAAACCAAUCCCUAACAACAAGCGACGAUCGAAUAACAACAACAAUAACGGAACGAAAACCCCUUCACCGAGACCUCCGGAUCGUCGCCCGCUUAGAAACAAACCCAAAACACCCUACACACCGAACAACACCACCAGGAGAAGAAAGCUAGUCGAACGCACCCCCAGCUCCUCUUCGGCGAGUUCUUCAGAAGAAGAAGAAGAAGAAGAAGAAGAAGAAGAAAACGAAGAGUCCAGCGAACGAGACACUGAUGGAGAAAGCGCCAGCGAUGAAGAAGACGAUUCCUGUCCGUUCGAAGAACUCAUGGAGGCCGUCAUGGAAGCCAGAGACGAGCACAGGAAGUUACUCCAUCCACCGUUCCAGCUGUUACCCUCCAGAAAGAAGUAUCCGGAUUACUACGAGGUGGUGGAGCAGCCGGUAGAUUUGAAAAUGGUCACCAACAAGAUCACGAGAGGACGGUACAAGUUUCUGUUCGAACUCGAAAAGGAUCUGUUGCUGAUGUGCAAGAACGCCUGCUUGUACAACGAGCCCGGCUCGCAGAUCUACAAGCAAGCCAAAGCUUUGCGGAAGUUUGUGCAAGCGAAGCGCGUCGAAAUCGACACCAGACGGGGCACGUUGCCCAUCAUGGCGACCCCGAAUUCGCGCAACAACACCAACAAAACCGCCGGCUCGAACCGGACGAGCCUCAAUUCGAGCCGCACCGGCUCGAACUCGCGCUCGUUCAAAUCGAGCCGAUCGCCGAGCGUGACGCGCAGCGCCAGCGUCACGCCCGUGUCGCUCGCCGCCGGCCGCAAUUCGCUCAAUUCGCGCCACAAUUCGAGCCUCAAUCGCGGCGCCGGCGUGCGCGUGUACAGGAACAACAACAGGAGCAGCGCGACGCCGUCGCCGGCGCCGUCGCCGCUGCGCGAGCGCGACGGGUUCAAUUUGCGGAACAAGAGGACGCCGCGCAGCUUCAAGGAUCAGGAUUCCGAUUUCGAGUUGGAUCAGGACGAGUUUUACGAUCCUUCGGAUCCGCAUUGGAGGUUGUUCGAGACGGUUCGCUCGGCUACGGGGUACAACGGAACGAUGAUGUCCGAGCCGUUUCGAAGGCUGCCCUCCAGGAAAUCCUAUCCGGACUAUUACAAGGAGAUCAAGAAUCCGAUUUGCCUGGAUCAGAUCCGGCGGAAGCUAGUCAAGAAGGGUUACGGUAAUUUGAGCGAAUUGGCUGGAGAUUUGACGAUCAUGUUCGAAAAUGCCAAGAAGUACAACGUGCCUACCUCUAAAUUAUACAAGGACGCCGUGAAGCUUCAGAAACUGAUGCAAACCAAAGUUGAAGAGCUGCUCGACGUCGAUCAGUUGUUUACGGAAAAAGAGCUCAUUCGCCGGAAACCUGGUCCUAAACCUAAAUACACAUCGCCAAUGCCCAGAGGUCGACCUCCCAAGGAUCCUGCAUUAGUGAAGAAGAGAUUACACAUGCUAGCUAAAUACAUGUUGGAUUAUACAACGGAAGACGGCCGAAAACCCAUGCUCGCCUUCAUCGAAAAACCCUCCAGGAAGCUGUACCCGGCCUACUACGACGUCAUCGCCGAGCCCAUCGACUUCCUGGAGAUCGAGCGAAAGAUCAAGAGCGAACAAUACGCGAACGUGGGCGAGUUGGUCGACGAUUUUCGAUUGAUGUUCGCCAAUUGCAGGCAAUUCAACGAGGAAAACUCGCCCAUAUACGAGGACGCCAAUCUCCUCGAACGGUACCUACUCGACGAGGUCGAAACCUGGAAAAGGGGCAACUCGAGCGGGAGGACUGCCGACAGACAGAGGAGGGAGCGCGUCGUGCUCAAACCGUACAAACCGCGUAGGAUCAUUUCGCCGCUCGAAAAAUCGCUCAAACAGCUCUACGAAUCGAUACGGUACUACCGCCAUCCGACCGACGAUCGCCUGCUCUCUCCGGCCUUCAUGAAGCUACCCUCGAAGCUGGAUUAUCCGGACUACUACGAGGUCAUACCGAAUCCCAUCGAUUUGGAUCGAAUCGAUCGCAAAAACAAAGCCGGCGAAUACCAAUCGAUCGACGAUAUGGCCACCGAUUUGGCCCUCUUGCUCGACAACGCCUGCAGGUACAACGAGCCCGGCUCGCAGCUCUACAAAGACGCCCUGACGCUGCGCAGGCAGCUGUUCAACACCAAAAUGCAGCUGCAGCUGAAAGAAGACGAGAACGCUGUACCCGACGUGGCCUUCAUCGUACAGGACGUGCUGUUGACGUUAUUCGCUAACGUUUACGGUUACCAAGACGAGAGAGGGCGCUGCUGCUCGGAUUCCAUGGCCGACUUACCGGAACACGAUAUCAUAGAAGGCGUUAGGACGAGAGCGCUGUCUCUCGAUCUCAUCAAACGUCGCCUGGACAAGGGCCUGUACAAGCGUCUCGACGCCUUCCAGGAGGACUUCUUCGCCUGCAUGGAACGAGCUCGACGUCUCUCGCGUACCGAUUCUCAAGUAUUCCAAGACGCCGUGGAAUUGCAGCUCUAUUUCAUCAAACAGCGAGACGAGCUGUGCAACAACGGCGAUCUCUUAUCAUCGCCGGCUCUAAUCUACACGGAAAUCGACGCUAAGGCUUCGAUAGACGAUAUCAGAGCCGAGAAGGCCAUGAAAGAAUCUUUAUCGUUAAUAGACGAAGAAGAGCCGGACACUCCGUCGAGAUCGUCUUCGGAGAAUUCUAUACUAAUUGGGCAAAAAGACGAGGAAAGUAACACGAAUCCCAUCAGUACAAACAAGGACGACGAGAACUCCGUAGAGAGUUCGAUUGUUUCAAUGGAAUCAGUUCGAAACGAAGAAAGUAAUACUAGUAAAAAAGGUAGUGAAGAUAACAAUACAAAGCAAGCGGAAAGUAAAGUUGAGAACAAUGCGAAUAAUACGAAAGAAUGCGAAAGUAAAAAUAAGGAGGAGAAUGCAAAUGAUGAUAAAGAAUGCGAAAAGAGCGUAGAUAUAAAAGAGACUGAAGAAAAUAGUUCGACGAAUAAAAUUAAUAGUGUAGAGGAGCCAGAAAAAAGUAAAAAUCAAGAGUGCAACGGCUCCAACUCAAGUGAAUCUAGUGUAUUAUUAGCUACUAACAAAGACGAUGCCCUAGUGAAUAAAGACAGUAAAUCACCACCGCCCGGAGGUGUUGUUAGCGAACCUAGUGAACUUCCUAGUGAACAAUCAUCGAAUAACAGUGAUCAAGUCGAUUAUAGGAUAGGUGAUUUCGUCUACGUGAAUUCGUCCGAAACCAAAGAAGGUGACGCGGGACUGGAAGGGGUGAAAGAAGAAGAGAAAGAAUGGGGGAUCGUGUGUAUAGAAAGGUUGUGGACGAGCGGAGGGACUAAAAUGAUGUACGGGAAUAGAUAUUUCAGGCCCGACGAGACCUAUCACUUGUCAACUAGGAGGUUUUUGGAGAAGGAGGUGUUCAAAUCGGACAAGCAUGCUUCGUUGGGGUUGGACGAAAUAGUGGGAAAGUGUUGCGUUGUGCAUGUUAAGCAGUAUUUUACAAUGAAACCAGAGGGUUACGAUGAGAAAGACGUGUAUGUUUGUGAGUCCAGAUAUCGCACGAGGUCGCGAACGUUUAAGAAAAUUAAAAUCUAUCCAGAAAAUCCGACGAUUAAAUUGGUGCCCAGGGAAGUGCCAUUGUCUGCGAAACGAGUGAUAUCUGUGUUUCGGGAACGAGUAGAAAAACACAAGGAUGAGCUGCAGGAAUUGGAAGACCUGGAGAAGAUGGUAGAAAAAGAAAAGCCUAAUGUAAUGGCCUACAACAACAUGGACAUCGACGAUGGUAAUACAUAUUACGAACAAUUCAAUACUGUAUGCUCUGGUGUAAUCAAAACCGGUGAUUACGUUUACGUCGUUGCCGAUGGUGGUAAACAAGUCGUAGCGCAAAUAGACAGUAUUUGGGAAACUAAGGAUGGGAAAUGUUACUUUCGAGGACCUUGGUUCAUUUCGCCUUCAGAAGUUCCCCACAACCCCAACCGGAUGUUCUACAAGAACGAGAUAUUUCUAUCGAGUCUAGAAGAUGUCAGCCCUAUCGUCAGUAUUAUUGGAAGGUGUCACGUUUUGGAGUUGAACGACUGGGUCAUAUAUCGUCCCACCGAGAUUCCGGAAUGCGACGUUUUCAUCUGCACGUCCGCCUACGAUGAAAUCAACAGGCAGUUGAAAAGGUUGCCAGCAGGAGGCCUAAAGAAGUACACUCACAGCCCGCUGGUCACCGAAGAUGAGAUUUACUUCUUCAAAAGGGCGCUUAUCCCGCCAAAGGUAAGCUUUCAGAAAUCGAACAAAAACAAAGUGGUGACGGGUUACAUCCUGUAUUCGAGAGAGGUGCGCAAGCAAGUGGUCCAGAACAAUCCGGAAUCGACGUUCGGAGACAUCAGUCGCAUAGUGGGCAGCGAAUGGAAAUCGUUGCCGCAAACCGAGAAGCAACACUGGGAGGAAAAGGCAUCGAAAUUGAACGAGGAAACGAAGGCUUUGCUGCUGCUGGAGCAGGAGCAAUGCGGCAGUCCCGCGCCCGCUCCACCGCCGCCCGAUCAAAUAUUCGAGUGUCUUUGGGACAACUGCGACUACCAGUUCGAAGAGGCUUCGGAUCUGAUCGAUCACUGCAUCAAGGACAAGGAUACGCACGGGCACGUGCAGGCCUUUUACCAAGAGAACGCCGGCGCGGAUUUUAACUGUCACUGGCGCAACUGCAACAGGGUGAAGAAGAACCUGCAGCCCUUUCCGAGCAUCACCAGGUUGAUCAGGCACGUGAGGGAUAUGCACAUUAAUAAAGGCAACGGACGCAGCGUCGCCCCUGAAAAUAGGAGCAAGAACUUCAAGCCCUCCAGUAAGCCUCCGCCCGCUCGACCGACUUCUUCUACUUCCUCCUCUGCUACUCCCAAUGCUACCGCAACUAGUACGUUCAACACGAGCAAUGGGAUUGUUUCUUCGAAUUUGACAGUUUCUUCGACCAACGUGCUAUCGCCUAACGGUCAGAAACCCCAGGAGCCGAUGUUCGUAUCAGUACCUCCACGUCCUCAACGGGUACUCCAUUCUGAAGCGUACAUAAAGUAUAUAGAGGGUCUGACGACGGAGAACAAGCACUUGAGCCAAUGGGAGCGCACGCUGCACGCGUCCCAAGAGAACGCCCCUGAACCGGACUCUGAGAAAUUGAAGCAGGUUGCCCAAUGGUUGGGACGCAAGACCGAUCAACAUGACAACGUCGUGGCCGCACUUUGGACGCUCAGAAACCAAUUGUUGAAAGACACUUUGAGUUUACACAAGACUUUGUAAAAUAAUUAAGUUUUUAAGAGUUGAAGACUUUGUACAAUGUGAAUAAAAGAAGAGAAAUCUCUAAUUAUUAUAUUAAUAAUGGUUGCAUAAUGAGUUGAUGAUUGAUAUUGACUAUGUAAAAAUUUUUGAUGUAUUCGAUAUAAGUUUGUAUUGUUGUUGAUACACUUUAGUUUUAUUUUUAUUUUUUUCGAGCGUGAAAAUUUACUUUUAAUUGUUAUUACUAUUAUUAUUAUUAUUAUAACUGAAUGGGUAUGUAUUAUUUUACAAUUUUGUAUAGAAAAAAAAAGUAUAUUGAAAUAUACGAUUUACAUAUAAAAUUAUCGUUCUAUUUU